This is a messenger RNA of Dendrobium catenatum, 1730 nucleotides long. Its product is annotated as cytochrome P450 714C2. The coding region runs from base 3 to 1511 and encodes 502 amino acids. Gene Ontology annotation, molecular function: heme binding; monooxygenase activity; iron ion binding. The transcript is spliced from 4 exons. The record is from RefSeq and is a predicted model, not a curated record. Lineage: Eukaryota; Viridiplantae; Streptophyta; Magnoliopsida; Asparagales; Orchidaceae.
ACAUGAGCUUGACAGCCAUUCUUAUCUACUUGCUCAGUAGAUUAUUCUCUCUCUUCUGGCUCUCGCCCACCAGCUCGAGACGGCGAUUGCACCUUAACGGUUUCGACGGUCCUCGACCGAGCUUUCCAUGGGGAAAUCUCAUGGAAAUGUACAGGAAAGUUGAUCGAUCAAAUUCUCUUGGUAUUAGCCAUAACAUCCACUCCACUGUCUUCCCUUACUUCGCAACAUGGAGGAAAAUAUUUGGGAAGGUUUUCAUAUACUGGCUGGGUACUGAGCCUUUUUUAUACAUUGCUGAACCUGAGUUUCUUAAGAAAGUGGCCUCAGGAGGCAUGGGGAAGAAAUGGGGAAAGCCUAAUGUGUUCAAGCAUGACCGGAAGCCUAUGUUCGGGAAAGGAUUGGUUAUGGUUGAGGGAGAUGACUGGACUCAUCACCGCCAUAUUAUCGCACGAGCUUUCUCUGCAAACAAUUUGAACUCUAUGAUGGGGAAGAUGGUAGAAUCAACCAUGAACAUGCUGGACACCUGGAGCAACCGUCUCGCCAUUGGCAUCAAUGAGAUAGACGUUGAAAAUGACAUCACAAGAAACGCAGCUGAAAUCAUAGCCAAAGCCAGCUUCGGCAUCAGCCAAGAAAAUGGCAAGAAAGUAUUCGAGAAACUGCAAGCCAUGCAAAUCAUGCUCUUCCGAUCAAAUCGCCUCGUAGGAGUUCCUUUCAGCAAAAUUCUAUUUCCAAAACAAUCUUACAAGGCGUGGAAACUUGGCAAAGAAAUCGACCAACUUCUACUCACCAUCAUAAGCUCGAGAAGGGAGAAUCCAGCGAGCAAUGAUCAGAAGGAUUUACUUGGUUUUAUGUUUGCGGAGAACGAAGAGAAGGCGCCGACGAGUAAGAGGAAGCUUACGAGCAGGGAGUUGGUUGAUGAGUGCAAGACAUUUUUCUUUGCAGGACAUGAGACUACUGCGCUUGCGCUUAGUUGGACGCUUCUGUUGUUGGCUUUGUAUCCCGAGUGGCAGAAGGCGUUAAGAGAGGAGAUUGAGGAGGUUUCAAAAGGGGAGCCGCUUAGCGCUGAUAUGCUUGUGAGGCUAACCAAGAUGGGAUGGGUAUGGAAUGAGGUUCUUCGUCUAUACUCGCCGGCACCGAAUGUACAGAGACAGGCGAGAGAGGAUGUGGUCAUCGGAGAUAUUGUUAUCCCAAAAGGAACUAAUAUGUGGAUUGAUGUGGUUGGCAUGCACCAUGAUCCAACUCUAUGGGGUGAUGAUGUGAAUGAGUUCAAGCCAGAGAGAUUUAAGGACAACAUCAAUGGAGGAUGCAAGCAUAGGAUGGGGUUCUUACCAUUUGGAUUUGGUGGGAGAAUUUGCAUAGGAAGAAACUUAACAAUCAUGGAGUACAAGAUUGUUUUAAGUCUCAUCCUUCGCAAAUUUUCUUUAUCGGUCUCACCUACAUACAUUCAUUCACCAAGGAUUCUGUUGUCCUUAAGACCUUCUCAAGGAGUACCAUUGAUCCUUCAUCAUUUGUAGAGUGAUGAACUUUGAAAGAAUUUGGUUGGAAAGUCUGUGCUUUACAUUAAUUGGUUUUAGUUUUUGUGCUUGGAGAAAGCAUUCAUUACAAAUAAAAUAUAGGUAGAUGUAACAUAUGCAAUUGGUUUUUAUCUUCUCCUACCUCUAUGGUGGGAAGAGCACUAAGUCCAAUUUAAAACGUUAUUUUCUUACUAUUUUUAAAGGAAGAUCUCUGGCUAC